Boleophthalmus pectinirostris (great blue-spotted mudskipper) is the source of this 1939-nucleotide messenger RNA. RefSeq names its product syntaxin binding protein 1a (gene stxbp1a). The record is from RefSeq and is a predicted model, not a curated record. NCBI's taxonomy places the organism in Eukaryota, Metazoa, Chordata, Actinopteri, Gobiiformes, Gobiidae. The transcript is spliced from 20 exons. The coding region runs from base 34 to 1845 and encodes 603 amino acids. Gene Ontology annotation, biological process: neurotransmitter secretion; intracellular protein transport; vesicle-mediated transport. Gene Ontology annotation, molecular function: syntaxin binding. Gene Ontology annotation, cellular component: plasma membrane; secretory granule.
GCCGAGGAAGGGUCGCACUACAGUCGCUGCAUCAUGGCUCCUAUCGGACUAAAGGCGGUGGUCGGUGAAAAGAUUAUGAACGAUGUGAUCAAGAAGAUUAAGAAGAAGGGAGAAUGGAAGGCUCUGAUCGUGGACCAGCUCAGUAUGAGGAUGUUGUCUUCCUGCUGCAAGAUGACGGACAUCAUGACAGAGGGGAUCACCAUUGUGGAGGACAUCAACAAGAGGAGAGAGCCUCUGCCGAGCCUGGAGGCCAUUUACCUGAUCACGCCCACAGAGAAGUCUGUCCACACUCUUAUUGGAGACUUCAAAGAUGCUCACUCAUCCAAAUACAAGGCAGCGCACGUCUUCUUCACCGACUCCUGCCCCGACCCCCUGUUCAACGAGCUGGUGAAGAGCCGCACCUCCAAAGUCAUCAAGACCCUGACUGAGAUCAACAUCGCCUUCCUGCCCUAUGAGUCCCAGGUGUACUCUCUGGACAAUCCUGACGCCUUCCACAGCUUCUACAGCCCUCAUAAGACCCAGCUGAAGAACCCUGUGAUGGAGCGUCUGGCCGAGCAGCUCGCUACUCUGUGUGCUACUCUCAAGGAGUACCCAGCCGUCAGAUACAGAGGAGAGUACAAGGACAAUGCCACACUGGCCCAGCUGGUGCAGGACAAACUGGACGCAUAUAAAGCUGACGACCCCACCAUGGGAGAGGGUCCGGACAAGGCGCGCUCUCAGCUCAUCAUCCUGGACAGAGGCUUUGACCCGGUGUCUCCUGUCCUUCACGAGCUCACCUUCCAGGCCAUGGGCUAUGACCUGCUGCCCAUCGAGAAUGACGUCUACAAGUAUGAGACGAGUGGUAUGGGCGACUCUCGGGAGAAGGAGGUGCUGCUCCAUGAGGACGAUGACCUGUGGGUGAGCCUGCGACACAAGCACAUCGCCGAGGUGUCCCAGGAGGUGACCCGUCAGCUGAAGGAGUUCUCCUCCAGCAAGAGGAUGAACACUGGAGAGAAGACCACCAUGAGAGACCUGUCCCAGAUGCUGAAGAAGAUGCCCCAGUACCAGAAGGAGCUCAGCAAGUACUCCACCCACCUGCAGCUGGCCGAGGACUGCAUGAAGCACUACCAGGGCACAGUGGACAAACUGUGCCGUGUUGAACAGGACCUGGCCAUGGGCACUGACGCUGAGGGGGAGAAGAUCAAAGACCCCAUGAGAGCCAUCGUGCCCAUCCUGCUGGACGCCAACGUCAGCACGUACGACAAGAUCCGCAUCAUCCUGCUCUACAUCUUCCUCAAGAACGGUAUCACAGAGGAGAACCUGAACAAGCUGAUCCAGCAUGCCCAGAUCCCCCCAGAGGACAGUGAGAUCAUCACCAACAUGGCCCACCUCGGAGUGCCCAUCAUCACAGAUUCGACACUGCGCAGAGGGAAGAAGAUGGACAGGAAGGAGCGCGUGAGUGAGCAGACGUACCAGCUGUCCCGCUGGACCCCGGUGGUCAAGGACAUCAUGGAGGAUGCUAUUGACGACAAACUGGACACCAAGCACUACCCCUACAUCUCCACCCGCUCCUCGGCCUCCUUCAGCACCACCGCUGUCAGUGCUCGGUACGGACACUGGCACAAGAACAAGACCCCCGGAGAGUACCGCACCGGCCCGCGCAUCAUGGUCUUCAUCAUCGGGGGUGUGUCCUUCAGCGAGAUGCGCUGCGCCUACGAGGUCACGCAGGCCAACGGCAAGUGGGAGGCCAUCAUCGGUUCCACCCAUUUGCUCACUCCCACCAAAUUCUUAUCGGACCUGCAGCACCCCGACUUCCGAGAGUCCACUAGGGUGUCCUUUGAGGACGCAGACGCCUCGGCCGAGUGAGGCAGAGGCACACACACAAAGAUCCACCCACAUCUUCACCCCCACCAGCCUCCUGGAGCAGCUCAAGGCCAUGAACAAACCAGACGAGGAAGUG